This is a messenger RNA of Ochotona princeps (American pika), 663 nucleotides long. RefSeq names its product biogenesis of lysosomal organelles complex 1 subunit 4 (gene BLOC1S4). Gene Ontology annotation, cellular component: BLOC-1 complex. The record is from RefSeq and is a predicted model, not a curated record. NCBI's taxonomy places the organism in Eukaryota, Metazoa, Chordata, Mammalia, Lagomorpha, Ochotonidae. Bases 33 to 656 code for a protein of 207 amino acids. The transcript has a single exon.
GCGUGCGCGCGUGCGCCCUGCUCCCGGCCGUCAUGGACGCUCCGCCGCGCGCCGCGGGGCCGCCGGCCGAGGCCGGGGAGGAGGACGCCGAGGACGCCGAGGGCCCGCGGGGCGCGCGCGGGGGCGGCGACAGCGGCCACGUCUCCCAGAGCCAGAGCCGCGCGUCGGGGCCGUGGGAGGACGAGGGCGCCGAGGAGCCGCCGCUGCGCCGCGCCGCCGCGGGCUAUGCCGCCUGCCUGCUGCCCGGGGCGCGGCCCGAGGUGGCGGCGCUGGACGCCGGCCUCGAGGACCUGCUGACGCGCGUGGACGAGUUCGCGGGCAUGCUGGACCUGAUCCGCGGCGACUCCACGCACGUGGUCCGCGAGGGCGUGCCGCGCAUCCACGCGCGCGUGGCCGAGAUGAGGCGCAUCUACGGCAGGAUCGACCGGCUGGAGGCCUUCGUGCGCAUGGUGGGCAGCCGCGUGGCCCGCACGGAGCAGCAGGUGGCCCGGGCCGAGGCCGAGCUGGGCGCGCUGCCCAGGGCCUUCCGGCAGCUGCUGCACGGCGUCGGCGUGCCCGGCCUCUUCGCCAAGCCCGCGCCCGCCGCCUACGAGCCGCCGCCCCUCUUUCGCACCGAGGACCACUUCCCGGGGCGCGGCGACAGACCCCCGCCCUGAGGGACCG